Suillus subaureus is the source of this 522-nucleotide messenger RNA. RefSeq lists its product as uncharacterized. The transcript has 8 exons. Bases 1 to 522 code for a protein of 173 amino acids. NCBI's taxonomy places the organism in Eukaryota, Fungi, Basidiomycota, Agaricomycetes, Boletales, Suillaceae. The record is from RefSeq and is a predicted model, not a curated record.
AUGAUCCGUUGUUUUCAUCCUACCUCAGUCACAACCUGCCAGGUCAAUGUACACGCCCAUGGCCUCUGUAGUGGUAAAGGUGACCUUUGUUCUUUUGUGACCUCACUAGGUUUGGUGUUUCUACUGGGCACCACUCUGCUGGCAUGUGUUUUUGGGACAUGCUAUGCACUGUUCUGCACAUUUGAUCAUGCUCCAGUCUCCCAUGCGUACUUCCCUGGACAUCACAUGUGCCCUCCUCUGUCUGACCUCCAGCACUUGCUUGUCCCACAUCAAGCCCUGGCUCACCUUCACAAGAAGUAUGGCAAGUACUUCCUGUUUGGUCAAUAUCAUCCAUUUCAAAGUUAUGUCUGCAGACUCGAUCUAGCAAAUGCAAGCAACUCAUCUGUUGCUGAGGUGGAAAUUUCUGUUCACAACCCAGGUGAUACGAAUGAUCUUCAUCUUCCCCAGCUCACCAGCGAAGGCAGGUCUGUCACUGCAGACGACAAGAUGGAGGAACAACCUGACAGCGAAGACGAUGAUUGA